This is a messenger RNA of Racocetra fulgida, 1158 nucleotides long. Lineage: Eukaryota; Fungi; Glomeromycota; Glomeromycetes; Diversisporales; Gigasporaceae. The record is from the annotation of a GenBank genome assembly.
AUGUCAAAUAAUCAAAAAACUUAUUGUAGAAAAGAAACUUUGUCGACUUCUCUCAUGUAUAAUAAAAAAAAUAUCAAUAAUAUUGACUUACAAUGUACUGGACUAAAUAAAGUAGUUAAUGAAAACAUUGUAGAAAAUAUUAUUGAAAAUGAUAAUUUAUUAACUGAUCGUGGAAAUAAUUGUAGUUGUACUACUGCUGUUGAGGAAAUAAAUCAGGAUUAUAGUGAUUCCGAUAUAUUUAAACCAAUACCUGAUGUGAGAAUAUUUUCUUCAGAUGAAAUGAUGAUUGAAAAUUAUGAUUAUGAAACUUAUGAAUCUACUUUACAAAAAAAACCAAAUAACGAUAAUGUUCAUCGUUCUCAUUCUCAACAAUGUUUAGGAUUACCUUCAACAAGAUCUCGUUCUUCAAGUAGAAGUUCUAAUGUUAGUAAUUGGUUAAUGAAUCAUUGUUCUUCUGCUACUUCCGCUUGGGAAUGUGGUUGUGGAUAUUGUAUACUUUGUUUAGCUCCUGAUAAUAUGUCUAUCAUAGAAAGUAGACCUGCUUCAACAAGAACUACUCCAAGACCUUCUCGACGUAAUUCCGUUUCUUCUCGUCAAAAAUGUCAAAAAUGUUUAAAUUAUGCUUUCCCUGAUAUACCUGAAGAAAAUUCUUCCUCUUUCAACAAAAAACAUCAUCAAUUAGCUAUUCUUAAACGUCUUUAUCGUCAUCAACUUGAUCAUAAAUCUGAUUAUAAAAAAAGUUGUGAAAAUUUGGAUUUGGAAUUCCAAAAAUUCGUUUCUACCGCUUUAAUGGAUUCUUAUUCUUGUGAUGAUUAUGAUCAUUUGGAUCCUUUUACCUGUCUCAAAUGUAGAAAUGAUUUACUGCUGGUUGAAGCUCCUAAAAAUGACGUUCCCAUCUGGAGAAAUCGUUUAUGGAACUAUUUAAAAGAAAAAAUCUUACCUUCUUCCCCUUUAAUUUCUUCAUCUACUACAAGUUAUAAUAAUAACUCUUCUGAUGAAUUACAUGGUGAUGAUUUUGUUGAUAAUAAUUGGUCAAAUUAUUAUAAAUACGAUGACUACUCAAAUUCUUCUUCUAAUUCGUCCUAUUCUCAUGAUACUAGAAAUGAUGAUGAUUCUACUCCAUUUCCUUCUUCUUUUGGCCAAAAUAUUUUUUGUAAC